GUCCUCGCCCACUCGCGCUACGGACGCGCCGCGGACCUUUGGAGCUUCGGAUGCGUCGUGAUCGAGAUGGGCACGGCCAACAUCCCCUGGGGACGCUUCGAGCAUCAUCUCGCCGCCUUGGUGAAGAUCGGUCUCUCCCAGGAGACGCCACCCCUUCCGGAGCAGGUCAGCGAGACCUGCAAG
Symbiodinium sp. CCMP2456 is the source of this 183-nucleotide messenger RNA. The record is from the annotation of a GenBank genome assembly. NCBI's taxonomy places the organism in Eukaryota, Dinophyceae, Suessiales, Symbiodiniaceae.